AUGAGAUCGGAGAAAUCCCUGACGCUGGCGGCGCCGGGGGAGGUCCGUGGGCCGGAGGGGGAGCAACAGGAUGCCGGAGAGUUCCCGGAGGCCGCAGGCGGCGGUGGCUGCUGUAGUAGCGAGAGGCUGGUGAUCAACAUCUCCGGGCUGCGCUUUGAGACGCAGCUGCGCACCCUGUCGCUGUUCCCUGACACGCUUUUGGGAGACCCUGGCCGCAGAGUCCGCUUCUUUGACCCCCUGAGGAACGAGUAUUUCUUUGACCGCAACCGACCCAGCUUCGAUGCUAUUCUCUACUACUAUCAAUCCGGGGGCCGCCUGCGUAGGCCGGUCAACGUGCCCCUGGAUAUCUUUAUGGAAGAGAUCCGCUUCUAUCAGUUGGGAGACGAAGCUCUGGCGGCUUUCCGGGAAGAUGAGGGCUGCCUGCCCGAAGGUGGCGAGGAUGAGAAACCACUCCCCUCCCAGCCCUUCCAGCGCCAGGUCUGGCUGCUCUUUGAGUACCCAGAGAGUUCUGGGCCCGCCCGGGGCAUUGCCAUCGUCUCCGUGUUGGUCAUUCUCAUCUCGAUCGUCAUCUUUUGCCUGGAGACCUUGCCCCAGUUCCGUGCAGAUGGGCGUGGUGGAAGCAACGAGGGUAGUGGGACUCGCUUGUCCCCGGCCUCUAGGGGGAGCCACGAAGAAGAAGAGGAGGAUGAGGAUUCCUAUGCUUUUCCAGGUGGCAUUCCUCCUGGAGGGGUGGGGCCCGGGGCAGCGUCCUCAUUCAGUACUCUUGGGGGUUCCUUCUUCACUGACCCCUUCUUUCUGGUAGAAACUUUGUGUAUCGUCUGGUUCACCUUUGAGCUCCUGGUGCGCUUUUCUGCCUGUCCCAGCAAGGCAGCCUUCUUUCGCAAUAUCAUGAACAUCAUUGACUUGGUGGCCAUCUUCCCCUACUUUAUCACCCUGGGCACUGAGCUAGUGCAACGACAUGAGCAGCAGUCCGUGAGUGGUGGCAGUGGCCAAAACGGGCAGCAGGCCAUGUCCCUAGCCAUCCUCAGGGUGAUCCGCCUGGUCCGAGUGUUCCGCAUCUUCAAGCUUUCCCGUCAUUCCAAGGGGCUGCAGAUCCUGGGUAAGACCUUGCAGGCAUCCAUGAGGGAGCUCGGGCUGCUCAUCUUCUUCCUCUUCAUUGGAGUCAUCCUCUUCUCCAGCGCUGUCUACUUCGCAGAGGCAGAUGAUGAUGACUCGCUCUUCCCUAGCAUCCCAGAUGCCUUCUGGUGGGCUGUGGUGACAAUGACCACGGUAGGUUAUGGGGACAUGUACCCCAUGACAGUGGGGGGCAAGAUCGUGGGUUCACUGUGUGCCAUUGCUGGGGUUCUUACCAUUGCACUACCGGUACCAGUUAUUGUCUCCAAUUUCAACUACUUCUACCACCGAGAGACGGAGCAGGAGGAGCAAGGCCAGUACACCCACGUCACUUGUGGGCAGCCUACUCCGGACCUGAAGGCAACGGACAAUGGGCUUGGCAAGCCUGACUUUUCCGAGGCCUCAAGAGAAAGGCGGCCUAGCUACCUUCCAACUCCACAUCGAGCUUAUGCGGAGAAAAGAAUGCUCACCGAGGUUUGA
Arvicola amphibius (Eurasian water vole) is the source of this 1593-nucleotide messenger RNA. It is a transcript of the gene Kcna6, whose product is annotated as potassium voltage-gated channel subfamily A member 6. Gene Ontology annotation, biological process: protein homooligomerization; potassium ion transmembrane transport. Gene Ontology annotation, molecular function: delayed rectifier potassium channel activity; protein binding. Lineage: Eukaryota; Metazoa; Chordata; Mammalia; Rodentia; Cricetidae. Gene Ontology annotation, cellular component: membrane; voltage-gated potassium channel complex. The transcript has a single exon. Bases 1 to 1593 code for a protein of 530 amino acids. The record is from RefSeq and is a predicted model, not a curated record.